AUGGGUUUUAUGGUGAAUAAUGGAACUUUAGGAUCCAAGACCACGUUGGUGAAAAAAUCUGAAUUGGAGCUAUAUUCCUAUUAUGAAAUAUGUGAUUUUGAGAAUGAUUGCUGCUCUAUAUUGGAAAAUGGAAGAUUACCUUCUGGGUGGAUAAGGAGAAAUGGGGUGAGCAUCAAAGGACCUCCUCUCUUUGACCACAAUAGAAACAGCUCAGAUCCAGGCAAUUACCAUCCAGUUUCAAACUUAUCAUUUCUGGGUAAGGUGAUUGAGAAAGCAGUAGCUGAGCAGCGCCAGGGUUUCCUGGAUGAUGCAUUGGCAUUAGAUCCAUUCCAGUCUGACUUCCAUCCCAGCUAUGGAAUGGAGACUAUUUUGUUUUACUAUUGGAUUGGUCAAAUAAAUGGGACCCUUACAGUAGGACUCCAGACUCUUCCUGAUGAGCCUUUAAAGACCAUAUGGCAGGAGACAGAAGGAAUAAAAAACCAAUGGCAAAAGGCUGUGAUUACAUUCAACAGUACUCAGGACCCUGAGGUUAAUGCUUUUGAUGGUGGUAAUAAAAGGAUACAGGAUUCAUCUGGCAUUGGUUGGAAGGUUAUCAUUCAAGGACAAAUAUUUGAACCUUGGACUCCAGGUGAAACCAUCGCUAUUGAUGAUCUAUCAGUCACUGGAGAGUGUUUUCUAACAAAAGCCUAUGAAGCUUUACUGUGUGAGGAGCAGCGCUAUGCUCAUAAUGAGACCUGCAUUCCAGAGGGAGAACACUGCCAUAAUGCAUCGAGCAUCUCCUCCAGCGCCACAAAUGGAAGCUUCUGCUGUCAACAGAAAUGCAUGCAAGCCAAUGAGAGCACAUUACAUGCAAGCAUACAACUGAAUGAUUCCUUGUGUCAUUGCUUUGGUGAGAACUGCCAAUUUCGGUUUCGUUAUUUGCUGGUGGAGAGAGGCAUUCUUAAAGCUGUACUUUAUACUGCCAAGGAUGAACCCUUGAUGCUGUGGAAAGCCAGUACACCAACUAAGAAUGAAUGGGUGAAAACCGAAAUACAGCUUCCGGCAGGUGUUGAAAAAGGAAAGCUUGUGUUGGAAGGAACAACCCAAAGCAAGAUGAGCUCUAUCUGUCUGGAUCACUUUGAUUUUAUGGCUCAUAAGAUACCAGAGUUGCCCGUGGUUUGUUCUUCUGAAGAGUUUGCCUGUGCCAAUGGCCAUUGCAUUGAUAACACCUUGGCCUGUGAUUACCAGUUGGACUGCUUGGACGGAAGUGAUGAAAAUUCAGCAGCUUGUGCAAAUUACAGUGUGUGUGACUUUGAGUCUGAGGAGCUAUGUGAAUGGAAGACAUUAAGCAACAACGAUAUACCUUGGGUCGUGAUGGAAGGACAAACUUCCAAGGGUCUCGGUCUUCCUACAAGAGAUCACACUACUAACAGUGAUAAGGGAAAAUUUAUUUAUGUGACAGGCUCACCUACAUACAUGAAGCCUAUCGUUUCUCAUCUCAGCAGUCCAGUUUUUACAGAAUUAUCCAUUGGUGCUGCACAUUGUCAGGUGAGAUUUUGGUAUCAGCUGUCUCAGGAUUCCCAGUUGACCGUCUCCAUUAGAACUCCUCAAAAUUUGGAAACGUUACUUGACUCAAAUUUUUUCAAGAGCAAGAUGCAGUGGACAAAGGCAACUGUACUUAUAAAAAACACCACUGAUGAAAUGGCAGGACCUUUUCAGAUAAUUCUACAAGCCACGGUCGUAUCAGCAAAAGCUGUUGUUGCUAUAGAUGACAUCAGCAUAACAAAGGCAUGUGAGGCAACUAAUCAUUCCCUUUCAAAUAUCUACAUGGAAGCUGCUGCAUGUGACUUUGAAACAGACAGCUGUGGCUGGCUGGAAACAGUCAAUGCUGAUGGAUUUACCUGGGUACGAAGCUCCAGAAGUGACCUACCGCUUCCUUUCCAGAAACAAACUCCACCACGGGAUCACACCCACAACCAUUCUGAAGGUCAUUUUAUGUUCAUUCUGAAAAACAGCAGCAGUAUCUCACAAAUUGCACAACUACAAAGCCCCAAAUUCAGCCAGGCUGGAUCAGGAUGCACCAUGACUUUCUGGUACUACAACUAUGGCCAGUCAGUAGGGGCAGCAGAAAUGCAAUUGCUUGUUGAUGGACUCAAAGAUCCAACAGUCCUCUGGAGGAUAUACUACAAUCAAGGAGAUCAGUGGCUAAAGGCUUUCAUUCAGCUUGGCCGCCUCCCACGGCCUUUUCAAUUAUCUCUAAAUAAAGUCAGCCUUGGAUUUUAUGAUGGUGUCUCAGCAAUUGAUGACAUCAGAUUUGAGGACUGUGCAUUGCCACCUCCAGCAUUAAACUGCGAAAGUGCUGAUUAUUUCUGGUGCCAAGACUCUAAAGCUUGUAUAGACAGUUUAUCAGUAUGUGAUCUUGUUGAUGACUGUGGAGAUGGAUCUGAUGAAGACAACUGCAUGGCUGCGCUGCAGUGCAACUUUGAGUUUGGACUCUGCAACUGGGAACAAGAUACAGAUGAUGACUUUGACUGGACCAGAAACCAAGGCCCGACUCCCACUCUGAACACAGGACCAAUGAAGGAUCAUACUCUGGGCACAGUCAAAGGGCACUACCUGUACUUAGAGUCUUCAGAGCCACAGGUGUUCCAAAACAGAGCAGCUCUGCUGAGCCCCGUCUUUAAUUCUACCUUUGCAGAAAACAACAAAAGCUGCAUUUUUCGCUUCCACUAUCAUAUGUUUGGAAAGCAUAUUUACAGACUGGCCGUUUUCCAGAGAACAGUGAGCAACACAAGGGGACAUCUGCUGUGGCACACGUUUGGUAAUCAAGGGAACAGAUGGAUAAGGACAAUCCUUUACAUUCAGAGUUCAGAGCCAUUUCAGAUUUUGGUGGAAGGUACCGUUGGGGAUGGCUUCACUGGAGACAUUGGAAUUGAUGAUUUGUCUUUUAUGGAUUGUACACUUUACUAUGGAAAUUUAAUGGCUGAUUCCACAACUCCAUUGGGAACAUCCAUUCCUGUAACGCUGCCCAUGAACAACUGUACAGAAGAGGAAUUCAUCUGCAGAGCCACUGGCCAGUGCAUAAAGAUAAUUCAGAGGUGUGAUUUCCAACCCGACUGUUCUGACAAAUCUGAUGAGUCAUCUUGUGCUUCAGAGGUUUGUGACUUUGAUAAUCGAAACUCGUGUGAAUGGUAUCAACCUACAGCCAGAGUGCCAACCAUAUCUGCAGGCCAUAUUGCUAAUAUAUUCCAGUGGGGCCUUGGUAAAGGGGCAACCAUUCAUCCAGGAGAAGAGAAUCACAGACCAUUGGUUGAUCAUUCAAUGGCUACUAAGGAAGGCUGGUAUCUGUAUGCUGACAGUUCGAAUGGAGAAUUUAGACACACAGCUGACCUUAUCACUCCAGUAAUUUCUCUGACUGGGCCCAAGUGCAAGAUGGUGUUUUGGAACUAUAUGAAUGGGACAACAGUAGGUUCAUUGCAGGUGCUCAGCAAAGUGGGAAAUGUGACUUCUGAACUGUGGGCUCAGGGUGGUUCCCAGGGUCCCCAGUGGAACAGAGCUGAAGUGUUUUUAGGAAUCCGUUCUUAUUUUCAGGUUGUCUUGAGGGCCAGACGAGGCAUCAGUUAUGUGGGAGAUGUGACAGUGGAUGAUAUUUCUUUUGAGGACUGUUCUCCCCUGCAGAUCCCUGUCAAACAUUGUACUUCUGAAGAAUUUACUUGUGCCAACAAAUACUGUAUCCCAAAGGAUAAUCUUUGUGAUUUUGUGAAUGACUGUGCAGAUAACUCAGAUGAGAGCCAAAGCAUUUGCA
Messenger RNA from Gekko japonicus, 3784 nucleotides. It is a transcript of the gene MALRD1, whose product is annotated as MAM and LDL receptor class A domain containing 1. The annotation marks the transcript as partial. Gene Ontology annotation, molecular function: protein binding. The record is from RefSeq and is a predicted model, not a curated record. The transcript has 24 exons. NCBI's taxonomy places the organism in Eukaryota, Metazoa, Chordata, Lepidosauria, Squamata, Gekkonidae. Gene Ontology annotation, cellular component: membrane.